AAUACUUUUUCUCCUCUACACUCCUUCUGCUUCAAAUUUACGCUGUCUGUCUUAUGUUUUUUCCCCUUUUUGGCCUUUCUUCUAGAAAAAACCAUCUUUGAAUAGGACUUAAAAAUCUUUUGAGCGCUCACUUUUCCGCUAGGGUUUUCUUCUCCACAUACGCUCUCUUUGCGUUUUCUAGGGUUUUUGUAACUGAUUUCUAGGGUUUUAUUAUCAGUCACUAUGGCGGCGGAGAAGCUUAGAGAUUUGAGUCAGCCUAUUGAUGUUUCGUUACUCGAUGCUACUGUUGCUGCUUUCUAUGGCACUGGAUCUAAGGAAGAGAGAGCUGCAGCGGACCAUAUUUUGCGUGAUUUGCAAAAUAAUCCAGAUAUGUGGCUUCAAGUGGUUCACAUUCUAUCGAGCACACAAAGUCUGAAUACUAAGUUUUUUGCGUUGCAGGUUCUAGAAGGUGUUAUAAAGUAUAGAUGGAAUGCAUUGCCUGUUGAACAAAGAGAUGGAAUGAAAAACUAUAUUUCCGAAGUUAUUGUGAAGCUUUCCAGUGAUGAAGCAUCUCUUCGGCGGGAAAGGUUGUAUAUCAGCAAGCUAAACAUAAUAUUGGUUCAGAUUUUGAAGCAUGAGUGGCCAGCAAGAUGGCGAAGUUUCAUUCCUGACUUAGUUGCGGCUGCAAAGACAAGCGAAACUAUUUGUGAAAACUGCAUGGCCAUAUUGAAGCUUCUCAGCGAGGAGGUUUUUGAUUUCUCGAGGGGUGAAAUGACUCAACAAAAGAUCAAGGAGCUCAAACAAUCUUUAAACAGCGAGUUUCAACUCAUCCAUGAGCUAUGCAUGUAUGUGCUAUCAGUAUCGCAAAGAACUGAGCUCAUCAGAGCUACACUUGCUACACUACAUGCUUUCCUUUCAUGGAUCCCACUUGGCUAUAUUUUUGAAUCAACACUGCUGGAAACCCUGCUUAAGUUUUUCCCCGUGCCAGCUUAUCGCAAUCUCACUCUUCAGUGUCUAACAGAGGUUGCUGCCCUUACUUUUGGGGAUUUUUAUAAUGACCAGUAUGUCAAGAUGUACACCAUAUUCAUGGUGCAGUUGCAGAAUGUUCUUCCUCCCAACACAAGCAUUCCCGAGGCCUAUGCUAAUGGAAGCAACGAAGAGCAGGCAUUUAUUCAAAAUCUGGCAUUGUUUUUUACGUCAUUUUUUAAGUCUCAUAUACGUGUGCUAGAAUCAUCACAAGAGAGUAUAAAUGCCCUCCUGUUGGGACUUGAGUAUCUUAUUAACAUCUCAUAUGUUGAUGAUACAGAGGUUUUCAAGGUUUGCUUGGACUACUGGAAUUCCUUAGUUCUUGAGCUGUUUGAACAAACUCAUCAUAAUCUAGAUAAUCCUGCAAUGACUGCAAAUAUGAUGGGGCUCCAGCAGAUGCCCUUGCUUUCCGGUAUGGCUGAUGGCCUUGGAGCGCAACUUGUGCAGAGGAGACAACUUUAUUCUGGUCCAAUGUCCAAGUUGAGGCUACUUAUGAUAUCUCGCAUGGCCAAACCUGAAGAAGUUCUCAUUGUUGAGGAUGAAAAUGGGAACAUUGUCCGUGAAACAAUGAAGGACAAUGACGUCCUUGUGCAAUACAAGAUCAUGAGGGAAACUUUGAUCUACUUGUCACAUCUUGAUCAUGACGAUACUGAAAAGCAGAUGCUGAAGAAACUUAGCAAACAACUCAAUGGUGAAGAUUGGUCGUGGAACAAUCUAAAUACAUUAUGUUGGGCAAUUGGUUCCAUAUCUGGGUCGAUGGUGGAGGAGCAGGAGAACAGAUUCCUUGUCAUGGUGAUACGUGAUUUGCUGAACCUAUGUGAAAUCACCAAAGGAAAAGACAACAAAGCUGUAAUUGCAAGUAAUAUAAUGUAUGUGGUUGGGCAAUAUCCUAGAUUUUUGAGAGCUCAUUGGAAGUUCUUGAAGACUGUCGUGAACAAAUUGUUCGAGUUCAUGCAUGAAACACAUCCUGGAGUGCAGGAUAUGGCCUGUGAUACUUUUUUGAAAAUCGUUCAGAAAUGCAAGCGCAAGUUCGUUGUAGUCCAGGUUGGAGAAAACGAGCCAUUUGUCUCAGAACUCUUAACGACUCUUCCCACAACUAUUGCAGAUUUAGAACCUCAUCAGAUUCAUACCUUCUACGAAUCCGUUGCUCAAAUGAUCCAAGCAGAACCUGAUCCCCAAAAAAGAGAUGAGUAUGUCCAGAGGUUGAUGGAGCUUCCAAAUCAGAGAUGGACUGAAAUUAUAGGCCAGGCACGACAAAGUGUGGACUACCUGAAGGAUCCAGAUGUUAUUCGGGGUGUUCUGAAUAUAUUGCAGACAAAUACAAGUGCUGCUAGCUCACUAGGAACUUAUUUCUUACCUCAAAUUUCUCGCAUCUUUCUGGACAUGCUCAAUGUUUAUAGGAUGUACAGUGAGCUUAUAUCUACAAGCAUAGCACAAGGAGGGCCCUUUGCCUCAAGGACAUCCAUUGUGAAACUCUUGCGCUCGGUAAAAAGGGAAACAUUAAAGCUUAUUGAAACAUUUUUGGACAAGGCAGAAGAUCAACCACAUAUCGGGAAGCAAUUUGUGCCGCCAAUGAUGGACCCAGUUUUGGGUGACUAUGCAAGGAAUGUGCCUGAUGCUAGGGAAUCUGAAGUUCUCUCUCUUUUCGCUACAAUUAUAAACAAGUACAAGGGUGCUAUGAUUGAGGAUGUCCCUCGAAUAUUUGAAGCUGUUUUCUCGUGUACUCUGGAGAUGAUCACAAAAAACUUUGAGGAUUAUCCGGAGCAUCGGCUCAAGUUCUUUUCGUUACUUCGUGCAAUUGCUACACAUUGUUUUCCUGCUUUAAUACGGCUGUCGAGUGAGCAAUUAAAACUUGUUAUGGAUUCUAUAAUAUGGGCGUUUCGGCACACGGAGAGGAACAUUGCUGAAACUGGGCUUAAUCUCUUGCUGGAAAUGCUGAAAAAUUUUCAGGUUUCUGAGUUUGCUAACCAGUUUUAUAGGACUUACUAUUUGACGAUCGAGCAAGAAAUUUUUGCUGUUCUAACAGACACGUUUCAUAAGCCUGGGUUUAAAUUGCAUGUAUUGGUGCUACAGCAUUUAUUUUGCCUGGUGGAGUCUGGCAUGUUGACUGAGCCUCUAUGGGAUGCUUCGACAGUGCCUUAUCCAUAUCCAAAUAAUGCAGCCUUUGUUCGUGAAUACACCAUUAAGCUUCUUAGUACAUCCUUCCCCAACAUGACAUCAGCUGAAGUGACUCAGUUUGUCAGUGGGCUAUUUGAGUCAACCAAUGACCUUCCCACAUUCAAGAAUCACAUAAGGGACUUCCUUGUGCAAUCAAAAGAAUUCUCUGCUCAGGACAAUAAGGACCUUUAUGCUGAGGAAGCAGCUGCCCAGAGAGAGAGGGAACAACAGCGGAUGCGUUCUAUUCCUGGUCUAAUUGCACCUAAUGAGAUACAGGAUGAAAUGGUUGAUUCAUGAGAUACACAAUGUUCACAUAUAUCCGUUUAUACCUCUGGAGGUGGUGUGGGUGUUUGAGAAUGUUAUCACGGACUGUUGUGGCCAGCUCAUCCUAUUUUAAAAAAAAUUCUAUCCUGUUGCAAAAAUUUUCUCACAAUAGUACUGAAAGUGGUCUGGCCUUGUGGCAUUGGUUCCAAGGGAAGGAUUGGCUGGGUGUAGGUAGUUAGACCCUAAUCUAGGAAUACAGCAUGUGUAUGGACAUUCAUGGUUUCAUUUGCGAUACUUUAGUUGGCUAGAGGAAUUGAUGGAUUGUUGAAUUGGCCUCAUAUUUCUGCCAUCAGGAGUAGGUUUAUUAAUGUAUACAGGCAUUGGCCGGCUGUGCAGUAAUCAUUUUUGUGUUUUGGUGGA
Lycium ferocissimum is the source of this 3846-nucleotide messenger RNA. RefSeq names its product protein EXPORTIN 1A. The coding region runs from base 223 to 3459 and encodes 1078 amino acids. Gene Ontology annotation, biological process: ribosomal large subunit export from nucleus; protein export from nucleus; ribosomal small subunit export from nucleus. Gene Ontology annotation, molecular function: nuclear export signal receptor activity; small GTPase binding. NCBI's taxonomy places the organism in Eukaryota, Viridiplantae, Streptophyta, Magnoliopsida, Solanales, Solanaceae. The transcript has 32 exons. The record is from RefSeq and is a predicted model, not a curated record. Gene Ontology annotation, cellular component: cytoplasm; nucleus.